Molecule: messenger RNA, 1191 nt
Organism: Misgurnus anguillicaudatus (oriental weatherfish)
Lineage: Eukaryota; Metazoa; Chordata; Actinopteri; Cypriniformes; Cobitidae
Source: RefSeq, a predicted model, not a curated record
UAGUGUUUUGAGUGUAUCCCGCUACUGCCACCUAUUGGCAGGAUUUGCCACUGCCGAUUUAUACACAUUUCCACACAAAUGGGCGUGGGCGGGUCGGAAAUCGCGCGCUUUUGUUUGAUUGGUUAAUCAUGCUCAAGCGCAGUAGAGAGAUUUGGCUGGAGUUUGAGCAGCAGCAGAAUGGCGGCCAUGUGAUGCAGCUCCCAAUUAGCUAGAUGACAUGAUGGACUUAACUUCAAGGCGCCGCAGACUUAAGCCUCUUCGAGAUGCAGAAUACCACAUCAACUCGAGAACUGACAAGCCAUACCUUCAGCAGCAGUAUAUUAACAGAUUUAAAGGACGUGGAGUGUUCACUAAAGAAUUUAUUUGGAAAGGGGAUUUUGUGGUAGAAUAUAAUGGGAAGCUGCUUACACAGGAACAGGGGGAUCUGAAAGGAAAACAGUGUGCAGAAUCCAGAGUCUUUCUUUUUGAUUUCGAGUGGAGAGGACAAAUGUGGUGCAUGGAUGCAUCCGAGGAGGACGGCAGGCUGGGCAGACUAGUCAAUGACGAUCACAGAAAACCCAAUUGCAAAAUGAAGGUCAUUGCUGUUAAUAAUCGUCCCCACUUGUGCCUUUUCUCAAUUGAUGAAAUUUUACCUGGAGGAGAAUUGACAUAUGAUUAUGGACCAUCAGACUGGCCAUGGAGACCCCAGAGGAUCAUUACUGUCACAUCUCAGACGUCAGAAUCGCGUUUACACAAAAGUUCAGAAGAGAUGAUUACAGAUGUUGCCACCAUUGAGACAUUUACACCGUGUGUCCCUGAAGCAAGUUCACAACAGAUGAUUACAGAUGUUGCGACCACCGAGACAUUUACACCGUGUGUCCCUGAAGCAAGUUCACAUCAGAUGAUUACAGAUGUUGCCACCACUGAGACAUUUACACCGUGUGUGCCUGAAGCAAGUUCACAACAGAUCGUUGGAUGUCUAGAUGUCAGUGAGGUCUCGUGCUGUGUGUUCCUGUCUGCCGUGUUCCUGCUCUCGUGUUCGUGAUCGUGUUUUGGAUUUGGAUAUUCACAGACUGGAGUUCACUGUCUUCACGCUGGCCACCUCAACUGCCUGUGUCACCCGCUCAGCUGUUCGCAUUGAUCACAUUACUCUGUUUAUAAUAAAACUCUUAACUUGCAUUUGCUUCCUCUCAUGUUUCGUGACAGAACGAU